AUGGGUUCACGUAAAUGGUACGAACGUUGGUCGUUCACCGCUGUUGUGGAGGGAGAGGUGCGCCUGGUCAAUGGAGGGAACAGCUCGUGCUCUGGGCGAGUGGAGAUCUUCCAUGAGGGGCAGUGGGGCACAGUGUGUGAUGAUUUCUGGAGCUUGCAGGAUGCCCAGGUGGUGUGCAGACAGCUGGGCUGUGGCAGGGUGCUCUCUGCUCCUACAGAAGCUAAUUUUGGAGAGGGCACUGGCCCCAUUUGGAUGGACGAUGUGACAUGUACAGGAGAGGAGACUGACCUGUCCCAGUGUCAUCAAAGGGGCUUUGGGAUCCAUGACUGCAGCCACAGUGAGGACGCGGGUGUGGUGUGUGAAGGUAAAGUCUAAACUAGUCCUGACAGGCUUCUAAAAUGUGCAGUGGUUCUGUUUGUGUCCUCAGCUCUUUCUCCUGUGCGGCUGGUGAACUCGACAGACCGUUGCUCGGGCAGAGUGGAGGUGUACAAUAACAACCAGUGGGGCACAGUGUGUGACAAUUCUUGGGACCUGAAUGAUGCUGAUGUGGUGUGCAGGCAACUGGACUGUGGCCAGGCGCAAUCUGCACCUUUAUCUGCAGCUUUUGGUCAGGGCACAGGACGCAUCUGGCUGGACAAUGUCACCUGUUCGGGAUCUGAACCAUCAGUAACAGACUGUCAGCACAAUGGAUUUGGAAAUCACAACUGUGGUCACACCAAAGACGCUGGUGUGAAGUGUACAGGUAAAAACAACACGGUUCUACCCACUCCUGGGUACAACAGUGGCGGGGUGGAGGGAGAGGUGCGCCUGGUCAAUGGAGGGAACAGCUCGUGCUCUGGACGUGUGGAGAUCUUCCACCGGGGGCGGUGGGGCACAGUGUGUGACGAUUCCUGGGACCUGAAUGACGCUAAUGUGGUGUGCAGACAGCUGGACUGUGGUCGGGCGAGAGCUGCACCUUUAUAUGCAGCUUUUGGAGAGGGCACAGGACACAUCUGGCUGGACAAUGUCAACUGUUUGGGAUCUGAAACAUCACUCACAGACUGUCAGCACAAUGGAUUUGGAAUUCACGACUGUGUUCACAAUGAAGAUGCUGGUGUCAUUUGUGAAGGUGAAAACGACCUACCCAUGACUCCUGGUCCUUCUCCAACUUACAACACCACCUCCACCACCAACACUACAACCCCAACCGCCAACACCACCACCAUCCGCACCACCACCACCACCAUCCGCACCACCACCCCAACCACCACACCCACCACCACCACCACUACCACGGUGGAGGGAGAGGUGCGCCUGGUCAAUGGAGGGAACAGCUCGUGCUCUGGACGAGUGGAGAUCUUCCACCAGGGGCAGUGGGGCACAGUGUGUGACGAUUUCUGGGACCUGAGUGAUGCUAAUGUGGUGUGCAGGCAGCUGGGCUGUGGCCGGGCGCAAGCUGCACCUUUAUAUGCAGCUUUUGGACGAGGAACAGGACACAUCUGGCUGGACAAUGUCAAAUGUCGGGGAUCUGAACCAUCAGUAAGAGACUGUCGCCACAAUGGUUUUGGAAUUCACAACUGUGAUCACAGUGAAGAUGCAAGUGUCAUUUGUAAAGGUAAAAACAACAUGGUUCUAUCCACGACUCCUGGUCCUUCUCCAACCUACACCACCACCCCCACCCCUCCAGUGCGCCUGGUCAAUGGAGGGAACAGCUCGUGCUCUGGACGAGUGGAGAUCUUCCACCAGGGGCAGUGGGGCACAGUGUGUGACGAUUUCUGGGACCUGAGUGACGCUAAUGUGGUGUGCAGACAGCUGGGCUGUGGCCGGGCGCAAGCUGCACCUUUAUAUGCAGCUUUUGGACGGGGAAGAGGACCCAUCUGGCUGGACAAUGUCAAAUGUCGGGGAUCUGAACCAUCACUAACACACUGUCGCCACAAUGGAUUUGGAAUUCACAACUGUGGUCAUAGUGAAGACGCUAGUGUUGUUUGUAAACCUAAACUUUUUAAAACUACCUUUUGA
Messenger RNA from Boleophthalmus pectinirostris (great blue-spotted mudskipper), 1998 nucleotides. Its product is annotated as deleted in malignant brain tumors 1 protein-like. The transcript has 7 exons. The record is from RefSeq and is a predicted model, not a curated record. Gene Ontology annotation, cellular component: membrane. NCBI's taxonomy places the organism in Eukaryota, Metazoa, Chordata, Actinopteri, Gobiiformes, Gobiidae.